AUGGAUGAGAGGAUCCCACCGCCCCCUUUCUUCCAGUACUCAACAUCCGGUGUCCAUUCCUCCCCUCAUCACCACAAUUCCAUGAGGUAUUCUUCCUCGGACAGGGAGAGAUAUCUUGCUGAAUUACUUGCCGAGAGGCAGAAAUUAGCCCCAUUCAUGCAAGUUCUUCCUUUUUGUAACAGACUUCUGAACCAAGAAAUUUUGCGAGCAUCUUCUUUGACACCUAACCCAAAUUUUGUUGAACCUGAGAGAAUCAAUUAUGGCAGCCCAAGCCCAUUAAGACUAGCUGGUCACCCAAUGAAUGGUCAACCAAUGGAUCUAGACGGUUGGUCAGGAAUGCAAACAGAGUAUCAUGGUGUACUCCAAUCGCCAUCCACGAACUGGAAUGGGACUCCUGAAGCUGUUGGGAGCCCUACUGUGAAAAAGGUUGUUAGGAUGGAUGUUCCUGUUGACAAGUAUCCCAACUACAACUUUGUUGGUCGUUUGUUGGGGCCACGAGGGAACUCCUUGAAAAGAGUUGAAGCUACAACCCAAUGUAGAGUUUAUAUUCGUGGACGGGGUUCAGUGAAAGACUCUGUUAAGGAAGACAAACUCAGAGACAAGCCUGGCUAUGAGCACUUAAAUGAUCCAUUGCAUGUUCUUGUGGAAGCUGAGUUCCCAGCAGAUAUCGUUGAUGCCCGACUAAACCAAGCAGUGGCCAUAUUGGAGGAUCUUCUGAAACCAGUGGAUGAGUCCAUGGACUACUACAAGAAACAACAGCUAAGAGAAUUGGCUAUACUUAAUGGCACUCUAAGGGAGGAAAGCCCAAGCUCCCAUCUUAGUCCCAGUGUGUCCCCCUUCAAUUCCACGGGGAUGAAGCGUGCAAAGACAGGGCGGUGA
This is a messenger RNA of Miscanthus lutarioriparius, 879 nucleotides long. Lineage: Eukaryota; Viridiplantae; Streptophyta; Magnoliopsida; Poales; Poaceae. The record is from the annotation of a GenBank genome assembly.